Seminavis robusta is the source of this 453-nucleotide messenger RNA. Lineage: Eukaryota; Bacillariophyta; Bacillariophyceae; Naviculales; Naviculaceae. The record is from the annotation of a GenBank genome assembly.
AUGCCACUCCCUGGUUCUUGGUUGGAUAGUGAGUGUGCAGAUGCAGAAGCGUAUGCCAAUGCUACCAGGAUCUUGUAUAGUGGGUGCCCUCUGUGUCUAGAAGAAGAUACCUGCAACCUUUGCUUUGAGUUCAAGCUCAACAAGUUGAGGGCUCCAGGUGAUAGGUGGGCCACCAGAAACCUAAAAGACCACGCUCCAAUUUCACCUCCGGAAACACUGUCAGCGAGUCGAAUCCUCUUUAUGGAGAAGAUGGGCCAUGUUUUUGAUAGUGGAUCGGGUGCUAAUAGUAAGAAGAAGAGAAGCAAGAAGACCAAUGACAAGAAAGGAACCUGUCAGGGAAGAAGACUGGUGAAAGAGGACUGCAGAGGUGUCAAAGGUCAAGGACUGCAAGCAAGACAAGGGAAGAGGAAGGAGUCUAGCAGCGGAGCAGCGGAGAGCAACAAUCAAGGCUGA